Dromaius novaehollandiae (emu) is the source of this 2026-nucleotide messenger RNA. It is a transcript of the gene DNAJC25, whose product is annotated as DnaJ heat shock protein family (Hsp40) member C25. Bases 64 to 1152 code for a protein of 362 amino acids. NCBI's taxonomy places the organism in Eukaryota, Metazoa, Chordata, Aves, Casuariiformes, Dromaiidae. The record is from RefSeq and is a predicted model, not a curated record. Gene Ontology annotation, biological process: protein folding. Gene Ontology annotation, cellular component: endoplasmic reticulum membrane. The transcript has 4 exons.
GGCGGCGCGCAGGCGCCUGCGCGCUUGGCGCGUCGCGGCGGCCGGCGGCGGCGUCGCGGCGGGAUGAUGAUGAUGGCGGCGGCGGCGGCGGGCGGCCGUUGGCCGGGCUGGCGCGACGGCGGCGGGGGGCGAUGGGUGCUGUGGCUGUGGCUGGCCGCGGCGCUGCUGCCGCGGCCGGCGCGGGGCCUCACGGAGGGCCUGUACUGCGGGCGGCGCGUGUGCUACGACGUGCUGGGCGUCAGCCGCGAGGCGAGCAAGGCCGAGAUCGCCCGCGCCUACCGGCAGCUGGCCCGCAAGUACCACCCCGACCGCUACCGCGGCGAGGCGGCGGCGCCGGGCGGCGACCCCCCGGAGGCGGCGCACGAGAAGUUCCUCCUCAUCGCCACCGCCUACGAGACCCUCAAGGAUGAAGAAACCCGUAAAGAUUAUGACUACAUGUUGGAUCAUCCUGAGGAGUAUUACAGGCAUUAUUAUCACUACUACAGCAGAAGAUUGGCACCAAAAGUGGACGUCAGAAUAGUCAUUCUAGUUACAGUGUGUGCCAUCUCUGUGUUUCAGUUCUUCAGCUGGUGGAGUAGUUAUAAUGAAGCUAUCAACUACCUAGCGACAGUGCCAAAAUAUCGCAUACAAGCUACUGAGAUUGCCAGGCAACAAGGUUUACUCAACAGGAGUAAAGAAAAAGGCAAAAACAGGCGAUCUAAAGAAGAAAUCCGUGAAGAAGAGGAAGAAAUCAUCAAAGACAUUAUCAAAAAUAAAAUAGAUAUAAAAGGAGGUUAUCAGAAGCCCAAGAUAUAUGAUAUCCUCCUAUUUCAGAUUCUUCUUGCUCCUUUUUACUUGUGCAAAUACAUAGUUUGGUACUGUUGGUGGAUUUACUGCUUCACCAUUAAAGGGCAGGAAUAUGGUGUGGAAGAAAAGCUGUAUAUCAUACGGAGAUACAUGAAAAUGUCACAGUCUCAGUUUGACAGCCUAGAAGAUCAUCAGAAAGAGACCUUUCUUGAACGGCAGCUGUGGAUACGAGAAAACUAUGAGGUCUAUAAACAAGAACAAGAGGAGGAAUUAAAGAAGAAGAUGGCGAUGGAUCCUCGAUGGAAGAGAUACCGGAGGUGGAUGAGAAAUGAAGGACCUGGAAGACUAACUUUUAUUGAUGACUGAAAGCUGAUGAGAAUGUAUGCUAAUGUUGAAACUGACUUGCAAAACUUUUUCACUACAGUGUUCAGAGUUUUAUCUGCUGUGGCUCAGCAGUGAUCUAAAACUCAGGAAUUAUUAAAUCAGGCCGAAAAAUAGCACAGGUUUACCAUUUUUAUAAGUCAGAUCUGUUAAACAGGCCUAGCUCAAUGUAUAUAUUCCACUUACUUGGGGAUUUCAGUGUGGAUCUAUGAUGUGGAAUUUGUUGUUUUCAGAUAAUGUAUUUUCCUCUACAUAUUUCAUAUUCAUGAUCAAUGGAACCAUAACUUUCAUCUUUCCCAAAUUGUUUCUAGAUCAACUCUUGAAAGUCCUUGUUUUCCUUUUCGAGAAUCAAGUGUUUCUGCAAAUGGAUGCUGGGAAUUUGGAAAUGCUCGAAAGGACUCUGAAGCAAGGACAUUUUCUGCCUUCCUCUUCUCUCUUUUCCCUACUUUUAAACUUAAUUUCUGAAAUGCCAAAUUGUAUUUUUGAUGUAGACUACAAUAUGGGGAUUAUACCUACAAUAUGGGGAUUAUAAACUUUUUCUUCAGCUAUUCCUGGUCCAGUUGGAAAUUUGAAUUUUAUUCUUUGUGGGAAUAAAUGAUGCAUGACAGAUCAUCGUUGUGAUGCAAACAAGCCUUAAUUCUUUGUUCUACAGAGUGAUACAUGAAGUAGUAUGCUUAAAUCUUUGGUUUUUAAUCUUGUAUGUUGGAUUGUACGUACUUGUUCAGAACAAGUGUACCAGUGAACAUUAGUCUACUAAAUGUGACAUUUUUUCACCAAAGUAUUGGUAAAGGGAAAACGACCCUUUUGUUCAAAAGGGCAAUUUUGAUGCCUUAUGUAAAUAAAAGUUUAUUACAGUAUA